Molecule: messenger RNA, 1398 nt
Organism: Cuscuta campestris
Lineage: Eukaryota; Viridiplantae; Streptophyta; Magnoliopsida; Solanales; Convolvulaceae
Source: the annotation of a GenBank genome assembly
GGUUAUAGGGACAAGGCUUGGUGAUCCACCAAGCAUGAUAAACUCACAGAAUGAGUCAAGCUUCCACCCACGGUCAGGGUAACACCCACCACAUCGACAACGAACACAUUGAUGUCCAUGCUGAAGGAUCCAGCUUCGUUCCCCACAAAACGCGGGACAACAAAACGUGCCCCAGAACGAGGGAAACCAUCAUAAUGUUGGAGAGGUUUGAUCACUUGGCCCAGUUUGCAAGAACUUUGGUGGGUACCGAAGCAGAUCGCAUUGAGGAGUUCACUACCAAACUCCAACCAGAUAUACAACCCUACUUGUCAGUUUUGCCAACAACAAACUUCACAGCCGCGUACAACCAAAUAGAGAAAGCCGAGAAGGGGCUGAUUGCAUGGAAGAAGAGUGUGGCCGGUUCUAAGGAGCAAAGCACCCAACAAAAGGGCGGUGUCACGUCGGGUGGCAAACGAACCCCUGGUGGAGGUCACAACAUGCAACAUUCCAAGAACACCAAGUCAGGACCAGCCCAGUCUGGAGCAUCGAGCAGCAAGCCGCGACCAUCCAGGCACCCUAAGUGCAAUCUCUGCGGAAGGAACCAUCCAGGAGAAUGCUGGUUCACGCACGGGCUGUGCCUGGGAUGCAAGCAUCAAACGAUAAUCGAUUGCGGACUAUGCACCGUACGACUGAAGGCCGACGACGAUGGGCUCAUUGAAGUUAAGGGGGAAUUGUUACCUAAGCCCCCUGAGUUCGUAUCCCUUAUGCAAGCCAAGCGUCUCAUCCGUAAGAGAUGCAAGGCCUUUCUUUGCAAUGUACGCGAUGUGCGUAAGAUGACCCCCAAACUGAAGGACAUCCCCUCAGUGAAUGAGUUACCAGAUGUGUUCCCCGAUGAUCUCCCUGGCCUACCACCUCCAAGGGAGGUGGAAUUCUCCAUCGAUCUGAUUCCAGGAACCGAGCCCAUAUCCGCAACAUCGAGAUACCGCUCUGAUCCUUCUCAUAUCCUUCCCGAAAGAACAGUCGCACUCGAUGAGAGUUUGUCCUAUGAGGAAGAGCCCGUUCAAAUAUUGGGGCGUGAGGUAAAGGAACUGAGGAACAAGUUUGUUCCCUUGGUCAAGGUGCUCUGGAGGAACCACUCCACAGAAGAAGCAACCUGGGAGACUGAGGAGUCCAAGCGAACCCAGUAUCCUCAUCUUUUCAGCGACCAAUGACUCAGUUUAGAUCCGAUAGCCACCAAGGAGUGCCGUCGCUGGAAAAAGGAAAUAGAGAACCUUCCGCCAUUGAGAGAUUUUAUGCUGAUUUCCCGGAACGAUUCAAUCGAGACAUGAGAGAGAGAGGCCAUGGUGUUGUAAAAUUCCUAGUAUAGCCUCGUACUUAAGUGGAUAGAAUCUUAAAAUCCAAUAACGGUUGUAGUUUAUC